GCCCCGCCCCCAGGAGAGACGAUGCCGCAGUACAAGCUGGUCUACUUCAACCUGCGCGGCCGCGGCGAACCCAUCCGCUGGGUGCUGGCGGCGGCGGACCUUCCCUACGAGGACGUGCGCUACUCGAGGGAGACGGAGUGGCCUUUCAAGAAGCCGGAGACGCCCUACGGCAAGGUGCCCGUGCUCUACGUGGACGACAGGCCCCUGAGUCAGAGCGUGGCCAUCUGCCGGUACUUAGGGCGGACGCACGGCAUGGCGGUGGACGACCCGUGGGAGGCGGCGAAGGGGGACGAGGUCGUUGACGCCGUGCACGACCUGCUGCCGCACGCCGCGCAGAUGGUCUAUGCCAAGCUUGCAGGAGAUGUUGCAAAAGCAAAGAUGCUUGCCACGGAGUUUUACACAAGCACGCUGCCACCUGUCAUGAGGGAGCUUGAUCGCAGACUGGAAGGACGCGAAUGGUUUUGUGGCGACAAGAUGACAUGGGUUGACAUCUUUGCUGCAUGUUACCUUAGUCAGCUCAGCACACACCAUGAGAGUUCUUUGGAGGCAGUACCUCGACUGAAGAGCGUAGUCGACAGAGUGAUAAAACUUCCACAGAUUGAGAAAUGGAUCAAAGAACGUCCUGAUACACCAAUGUAGAGUUCUUAUUAGUCGAGUUACAUAAAUAUAUAUAUACAUACGUAGAUUUACUUUAAGUAGACUGUUGCUAACUUCCUUUGGCUCCGUAAUAUCUGUUUCCGUAAUACUGUAAUGUGAAUCACUGAAAGAAAUGGAAAAAAAAUUGAUUCUUCUUACCCUAUAUGAGUAUCCUACAUACUGCACUCUUUUUUUCUCAUGUUAUAGGGAGCAAAAGCAUUUUAAAGUGAAGAAAUUUUGGUUAGGUAAUUUUUGAGCACCAUGUAAAUUGCACACUUUUCUGUGAAAUCAUAGGCUUGCAUUUUAUAAAGGCAGUUUCCUUUCAGCAUUACUUGGACUUCAGGUGUAUUAUGGUCAGCAACCUUUCGUAGCAUUUCAUUUGGUCAGUUGAUUUAAGAAGUCUUGAAGAAACAUAUUUUGAGUAAAAAUUUCUCCAUCUCCACCAUCAGAAUGUUUGAUUAUAUAAUUUUUCACCGAGAAGUGAUUCAAAAUGAUAAGGCUCAAUGAAACUAAGAAUACUUCUAUCCAACUGAGGUCAAGAAAUCUUGGUAGAGAUUGCUCACUAAAAUACAGUAUUUGUAAUGCACUUAAUCCAUUCACAACAAGUAGAAUUUUGGUUAAAGUCUGACAGGGCUUGGGUGUAUCAGUGUAUGCUGCUCUGUGCCUGGGCCAUUCUCUGGCUCACAGCUGGAUUCCCAAGGCAUCAUCCUGGCUACCUAAAAGUGAGCUCAUGACUUGAUUGGAAGUCACCUGUGUCAGUGAAGUUUUUGCCAUGAUGUGAUAGGCUGUUACCUGGUGUGAAUGGGUUAAGACAUGAAUUAAGAUCUAUAUGGAUGUUUGAAAAUUAUUCUCUGGUAUGCACCAACUUGGUUAGAUAUUUUAAAAACAUAAAAUAUGGGGAUCUUUGAAAAAAAACAUAACCAUAUUGCAGGAAGUGGUUGAAUGCUUCAAAUGAGUGAAAUAAUUGAGUAUUGUUAAAACAGACAUGUCAUGUUAGUUUUAUUAAUUAUUGUGAAGAAGGGAAUUCAUGUGAAAGUAUGGACACAAGAACAACUUCAGCAUUUUGUUUGAGUUUAUCUACAGCUUCAUUGAUCUUGUAUUCUCUAUAAUUUACUGUUUCUUGUAAAUUCACUGAAUCUUUGUUUUUCCAAGAAAGACUACUGCCUUUAGUGUCUGUAUAGUCUUCUGCUCUUUAUUCUACCAGUAGGCUACUUGGUUGAGAGGCUAUGUUGUUUAAAAUCUUUGAGUUGAAGGUUUUUGAAGAGGAAAUAUGUAUUCCUGUGAAGAUGACAUGAGGGGCAUUUUUUUCCCUUUUUUUUUACCUAAUAAGUGUAUAUUUUAUAUAUAAAUAAAGAUAAUUCUUUGA
Messenger RNA from Penaeus chinensis, 2002 nucleotides. RefSeq names its product hematopoietic prostaglandin D synthase-like. The coding region runs from base 22 to 639 and encodes 205 amino acids. NCBI's taxonomy places the organism in Eukaryota, Metazoa, Arthropoda, Malacostraca, Decapoda, Penaeidae. The transcript has 4 exons. Gene Ontology annotation, biological process: glutathione metabolic process. Gene Ontology annotation, molecular function: glutathione transferase activity. The record is from RefSeq and is a predicted model, not a curated record.